GACACACACACACACACACACAUACUCACACAUACUCACACAUACUCAAACGCACAGACAGACAACAGAGCAGGACACAACUUCACAGUGCGGGACAUAAUCCAACUGUUUUCAGGUUUUGGAUUUUAAUCCAGGGUAGUUUUUCCUUUAAGUUGCCAGGAACGACCUCACUGAUCAUGAAUCCUGAAUAUGACUACCUAUUCAAACUUCUCCUGAUUGGUGACUCUGGAGUGGGAAAGUCAUGUCUGCUGCUGCGCUUCGCGGACGACACCUAUACUGAGAGCUACAUCUCCACCAUCGGAGUCGACUUCAAGAUCCGGACCAUUGACAUGGACGGAAAGACAGUGAAACUACAAAUUUGGGACACAGCGGGUCAGGAGAGGUUUCGAACCAUCACCUCCAGCUACUACAGAGGAGCCCAUGGCAUCAUUAUAGUGUAUGAUGUCACUGAGCAGGAGUCCUUUAACAACGUGAAGCAGUGGCUGGACGAGAUCGACCGCUACGCCUGCGAGAACGUCUCCAGGCUGCUGGUGGGAAACAAGUCUGACCUCGUUAGCAAGAAAGUGGUGGACGCUGCCACUGCUCAGGACAUGGCCUCGUCUCUCAAGAUUCCCUUCCUGGAGACGAGCGCUAAGAGCUCUGAUAACGUGGAGAGAGCUUUCCUCACCAUGGCCUCUGAGAUCCACAAGCGCGUGGCCAGUGAGGGAGGGGGAAUGCAGGGUCAGUCAACAGAGGCCAAAGCCCAGAGCGCCAAGAUCAACAGCGCCCCCGUGUGGCUGGGAGGAGAAAAACAGACCCAAGAGUCCAGUAACUGCUGCUGAGCAGGAAGACAACACUGGUGAUGUCUCUGGACUAUGUGAUUGUUUGUUAUUGAAAUACAUUUAACUUUUCAGGAGGAAGUAGCUCAACUACUUGAUAUUUUUAAGAGUU
This is a messenger RNA of Solea solea (common sole), 930 nucleotides long. Its product is annotated as ras-related protein Rab-1B-like. The transcript is spliced from 6 exons. NCBI's taxonomy places the organism in Eukaryota, Metazoa, Chordata, Actinopteri, Pleuronectiformes, Soleidae. The record is from RefSeq and is a predicted model, not a curated record. The coding region runs from base 177 to 821 and encodes 214 amino acids. Gene Ontology annotation, molecular function: GTPase activity; GTP binding.